UAUUUUGGCAGUGCAUUUUAUUAAUCAGGAAGUGAAGUGCCGUUGACUACAGAUUUCUGACACAUUGCGUUUCACAGGAGUAACUAAUCUCAUCAUGAGUAGAGUCUACUACAUCCUCAGUGCUGCUCUUUUUGUGUUAGAAAUCCCAGAGACCAAGGCGCUGCUAGAAAACUCCAAUGACUGUUGUGAAAGAAUAAAGAGAAUGAAUGAAACCUGUGUGAAUAUUACACUCUGUGAUCCUGGACUCCUUCUAGUUCAGGAGAACAGUACAACUUUUUGUGUUUCCUGCGAUUCAACGGAGCAGGGGAAUUCAUCUUUACUGAACAAUACAAGGACUAGUCAUAUUCUAGUACCUUUAUUCUCAGUGAUUGGUGGUCCAGGUGUAGCAGCUUCUGUCCUUCUAGGAACUCUUCUGAUCAGCCUGUGUCUCAUCCUCUCGGUUGCAUCUUUCUUUUACCUGAAGCGUUCCAACCGCCUCCCUGGUGUCUUCUACAGCCGCAACAAGGAUUUUAUAUUCCAACCAAGUGAGAGGGCUGUCAUGAUUCCAGAAACUACAUCUUCAGUCCGCAAGCCAAGAUAUGUUAGGAGGGAGAGGCCAUCAUCAGCAUCCAGCAGUGCUACUGUGGCGACGGGAGCAGUAACCAAGGUAUACAAUGUGUGACCAGCUUUCGAGGGCCAGCUAUGAGGACCCUUUUAAAACAUGGGUCUGUCCCAAAGCACUGUUUUCUUAUAGGAUUGCCUUUUUUUUGUGAAACUUUUCCUUUGUUGGCUACAUGAAGAAGGGACAUGUCUUGAUGUAGGAUUUAUCUUUUUUAAUUUCUUUUCUUUUCACUGAAGCAAAUUAUUUAUUUCUAUUUAUAUAUUUUCACACAAUACACUGUUCCUUUUUUUUUUUUUUUUUUUAAGAGACCAGGUGUUGCACUACUAGAGUAUUUUUGAUUGUUAAGCUGUAAUUAAGUCUAGUAAGUUGUUUUGGAAAGAAUUUUGUAAUGUUUAUAUUUAUUAGCAGUAUUUUUGUGUGAUAUUGAACUUUUGAAUCUUGUGACAUUGUAACUAGGAUCCAAAACAAGACUUCCGGAGUUAGUCAUGUUUGCACACUACCAGCUCCUCCCACUUCA
Carassius carassius (crucian carp) is the source of this 1118-nucleotide messenger RNA. RefSeq lists its product as uncharacterized. Bases 95 to 661 code for a protein of 188 amino acids. NCBI's taxonomy places the organism in Eukaryota, Metazoa, Chordata, Actinopteri, Cypriniformes, Cyprinidae. The transcript has 9 exons. The record is from RefSeq and is a predicted model, not a curated record.